UUGUAAUGUAUACAUGUAAGGAUAACCUGACCCCCUUGCUGUACAGUGGGAAAAUAAAAAAAUUAAAAAAUAAAUAAAAAAAGAAUAGAAUCUGUGCUAGACAUAGGGGAUGUGACCAGAAACCUUUGCAUGAACCCAAAGGAACACCAUUCUCUUUGAAAGGACUGAUAGACUUGUGCCCGGGAAAGACAUUGCAUAGAGAUGGGGUCCAAGCUCCCCCAGGAGAGCUUCCUUGCAUGGAACAGAAAUGCAGGACAAGCAGAGAAACGGACAUGAGCUCAGGCUAAGGUCUCCAUCCUGAGCAAUAGCGAGGACAAGCUUGCUUUAAGAAGUUGUCCCACCUGUGAAGAAAACGUGUCAUCUGUUAACAAAUUACAAAUGCUGGAGUGGGUGUGGCAAAAUAGGGCCCCUCCUGCACUGUUGGUGGGAAUGUAAAGUGGUACAACCAGCAUGGAAAGCAGAAUGGUGGUACCUCAGGAAAGUAAAUCUAGAGCUAGCAUAGGAUGCAGCCAUUCCAGUGCUGGGCGUACAUCCAGACAAAACUUUCAUCAGAACACAUCCCUGCACCCCUAUGUUCAUAGCAGCACUAUUCCCAAUAGCCAGGACAUGGCAACAACCUCAGUGUCCAUGAACACAUGAAUGGAUUAAGAAGAUGUGGUAACAGAUACAGUGGAAUAGUACUCAGCCUUAAAGAAGACAAAGGAAUGUGAUUUGCAUCAAAAUGGAUGGACCUAGAGACUCAUACUAAGUGAGGUAAUUCAGAAAGAAGAAGACAAGUACUGUAUGAUGUCCCUUAUGUGUGGAAACUGAAAUAUGGAACAGAUGAUCCUAUCAAAAUAUCAGAAAGAGACAAAGAAACAAGAAGCAGAAACAGAUGAUGGACAAGAAGAGCAGACUUUGGGGUUCCCAAGGGGGAAAGGGCCUGGAGUGUGAUGGGUGGGCCUUUGGGUUUUUUUGUGGUAUCUGGAAUGGAUGGGCAAUGGGAUCCUAUUGUAGAGCCCAGGGCAAUGUGUGUGAUUGGGUCACGUUGCUGUACAGCAGACCUUGGGGAGACAUUGUAAAUGAACUCUGAUUUCAUAGCAAUAAGAAUAAAAGUAACUCAAAGCAAAGAAAAGGUGUCUUCUCAUUGCUGGUGGGAGAUGGCUAUUGCAAAUUUAGCCCAUUGGUUAUUUAGAGUUGAAGCCACAUGAGCUACUUGGAGGAAAACAUUCCUUCCCAGGGAGCAUUUUCUUCUUGACAGGUUCCUAGGGGGAUGGUGGAUGUGACUGUUGAGGUUGAAGCACAUGGGACAAGGACAUCUGGAAAGACGCUGACCAAGGAUUGACUAUCAUGCCUGCUUACAUCAAUCUGUGCUGUUGGCAGGGUGGUGGCAAAGGUUGUGUGGACAUGAGACCUGGAGAGGAGACCGAACUCCUUUGCCACACCCCUCCCCGAACAUUGCUGCUGCCGCCGCCAGGUUUUUCCUACCACCAGCCCUUUCUCAGCAGAAUGGCUCCUCACAGUAGGGGCUGGUGCCAUCUUGAGGUCAGCCCAUCUACUUCAGAUGCCUCACUGAAUUUCUCUGGCUUUACCGACUUUGCCUCGUGCGUUCCUCCCUCGACAGAGCGAACAUAUAUGAUGGAAUAGUUUCAUUGUUUUGCAUCGUGUGGUCCUCUGAGAGUGGAUCCUCCCUCCUGGAAAGUGAAACCUUCUUGGUUCUGAUCAACAGAGGCACCAGAGCCUGUGUGACUCACAGGAGCAAAUCAAGCAGAGGUGGUUGGCCUGGUGGUCUUGGUUUAGGUGCUGUUGCCCCAAGUAGAUGUCAGCUUUCUUUGUGGCCUGUAGGCAGGAUGGAGCCGAGGUGCACCUGGAGGCUCCCAGCUGGUGGGGUCGUUGCAGAGGAGAGGAGCUGUCCUGGGAGUGAGGUGGUGGCUCUGGGCAGCUGGUGUGGAGGUGUGUGGAGUGAGACCUGCUCAAAAGGCUGUUUCUUGCUGUCUGUACAUUCCCUGCUGUUUGCCUGCUUCACUCACCGCUCCCAUGCCAGACCUGACCACCUGCUUGCCCUCAGCUUCAGCUAAUGGCUCUUCUAGCUUUAGAGCCAACCCUCCCCUGUUCUUGCAGGUGGGGCUGUGAGGGGCGUGCCCCUCUCCUGGUUUUGUCUGGUAAGCAGUGAGCCAACCUGAUGUCAAUUUCCUCUCCAACUGGUAAUCUCCCCCUCCCGUGGAGGGAGGCCUGGGAUCGAAUUCUUCUCCUAGUCUGCUGAUGUGGUGGGGUUUCUUCCCAGGACCGUGCUUCAGCCAUGGAAGCCCCCAGGAUCCAGGAAGCCAUUGACGUCUCUGUCACUGACUGUGGGCUCUUUCUUCGGUCUUGAACCUGGGAAUCAGGGCUUGGAGGCCUUUGUGGCAUAGCCCACCAGGGUCAGAUCCUAUAGAGCUCUCGGAGUUGAAAUGGCAGGACUUGCUGAUUGGAUUGUGAGAGGGGAGAAUUUCGGAUGGCUGUCAGUUUCCUGUCUUUAUCGCAGGUGUCCAGGUCCACGUAUCUGUGGGUGGCAGUGCUGGUGGUAGCGUGGUUGGCUUUUCUUUCUUGGUAGUAGUUUGAAUGCCUUUUAAGAUAGCCUCUGAGUUGAUGGUGGGUAGUCAGCACCAGAAUUGGGAGUGAGGGGUUGAUCCAUUGAGAUGAUGGUUUCAAAUUUAUGGCCACACGGUCUGAAAGUUGAUAUUUAGGGUUUAUUGAGUACAUUUUGAAGUGAGAAACGAUUGGUCUGGUUUGUAAUUUUAACCAUUAAAUCAGUGGAGGUCAUUUAGGAAAUGGUGUUACCUGAGCUGUGUCUGUGUGGGUAUGGAGAAGGGAUUGACACGGAGAGACGUGAAAUGCUGGAUGUGGGUGUUACCAUGGGGUAAUUAGGGUGGUGAGUUACAAAAUAUAAUGUGUGCGGAAAAAUUCCUAGGGAAUGGGACUGGGUUAAAUCAAAUGUGGGGCAUGGUUUGUCGAAGAGCCCUUCGAGUUCACAAAUGGACACAAGAUUGGAAAUUUAGAGCUUCAAGCUUGCUGGAUUUCCUGAUUUGGAUUUAGAUCUAGUGGAAUUGUUGUAGAAGUUGAUGACUGUGGUGGAGUCAGACCCCCACUGUUGAGGAAGUGGUUGAAACUUUGAACCAUGUGUGUGUCAUGUGGGUAACUCUUGUGGUUGCUGCAGUGGGUGAGAGUGAGUGCUGUCGCCGAGUAGAAGGAAAGCUGAGGGGCGGCCCUUCCCUUGUUUCUCCAGACACCUUUGCAGCCCUGGGGCUUCCUUGCAUGGAACAUCUAUGGCAGAUUGGAGGUGAAGGUGAGCACUCUGCGAUGGUUUUUGUGGAGGUGUGGAUGUUACCCGCAUUGUUCCCCUGGGAUGGUGAACUGCCCCCACAUUCCGCUGGUGUUUCAGGGUUGUCCUUGUGCUGAGCCCCAUCUCAGGAUGGGAAGUGCUCAGCUUCAUAACCGGUUGGCCCUUUUACCCUAUGUCCUGAUGCUCCUCCUUGUGGCAGUGCCUUUCCCUUGUGGUAUCCGCUGAAAUGAAGCCAGGGCUCAGACCAGAUGGUGGCUACAUUUUGUGUAGGUCUCACAAUGCUGCGAUGAACAAACAAACAAAAAAACAAAUCAUGGUGCAGGGAAGCUGAGGCUAUGUCAGGUGUUAGGUCAAUAGGGUGGGAGAAGAGUUUGCAGACCAUAUCAGCACCUAGUGUUGUCCAAGGGGAGGGAAAUGACAUGUGGAAGUUGCAGUGGUAAGUUCUUAUCUGACUCUGAGGAGGGGGAAAUGCAGACUUAAGUGUAUUGUUGGAAGUGUAGUAUUUUGUUUUGUUUUCUGAGUGACAGUCAUGGUUCCCAUUGAGACAUAGAGGCAAGUGGAAUGUUGACAAUGUGGCUGAAGAUGAAACAGUAGCACUUGGACACCAGUUGCUGCAAGUCAUGCAUAUAAAUGUGACCCCAAAGGUGAGGUUUUCGCAGUGUGGAUCUGGCACUGGGCACAAGAAGAGCACCACACGUGUGUCUGACAUGUUUGUAUUUCUUGACCUGGGUGAUGUUGGCCUUAUAAUUCGUUAUUCCAUUUGUUUUGUUUUCUCUGUGGGUGUGUGUGCUGAUGAUAACAAGUUUGCAAAAAUCCAAGCAAGAAGAGAUAACUUCUUUCGGGUCCAAGAGGUAACAGUCUAAGUAUAUGUCAGUAGUUUCAUUUGCAAUUAUUUUAUUUCUUGUCUCUUCCUUCCCAAGUCCAAUGUGUCUUGAUGUUGAUUCUUGGAUAUAUGUUCACCUUCUUCCUGUUGCUUCUGUUUUCAUUUCACUUGAAAUCCACUGGGCAAGGAUUUUCUGCAACCAACGUCUGUCCCUGGAGCCCUGGUGUAAGUGCUUCCCUCAAGGACUCUAAUGAGAGAGGAUGCAAUGCCCCCAUCCUGCCACACAACAGGCUGAUGUCAUCUCCAGUGCAAUGUCUGUCCCUGGAGGCUCAGUCUAAGGCUGGUGAGGGCCUUAAACACCUGCCAAUGGAGGUGGUUCCAAGACGAGGGUCAGGACUGUGCAGGUGCCAUGUCCCAGACAGGCCAGAAGGGACAGACUCUUGGAAGGUCUUGAUGUAAGUACACAAAGAAUGGUCAUGACCAGAGGCCCAGAUCUCUGGUUUGAGCAGAUGUGGUGGGUGAGGUCUGGGAAGGCAGGUGCGUAACUAGUCUUCAGAUGUUACUGCUGGUUAGUAAAUAAAGGGACACCAUCUUUACAGUUCCAGGUGCCUUAGUAAUUCACUUGGACAUGAGAAAGGAGAGACAUUCACCUAGAAAUUGCAGGUGUGUCUUGGGAGAUAGGAGAUCAGCCUUGAGAUCUUGAUGGGGCUCCCAAAGCAGAGAGGGAAAGAGGAGCCCUCCAGGCCUUCUUGGGCAGAUGUGCGAAGAUGGUAUAGGAAUGGAGGCCUUUGGAAGGAGAUUUCUGGGAUGAACAGAUAUUGGCCCAAAGUCGCUCUAUCAGGAGACCAAAGGGGCAAACACCCCUGAGGUCAGUGGCUUGGUCUUUGGUCAAAAAAAGAAAGAGACAUCACUCCCUUCUCCUCCUUUUCUCCUCUGUAUAUUGAUAACCAUUGAUUUGUCAGAGAAAACGUAUACCAGUGUCUUUUAGUUUGGUUAGUUGAAGCCACGUACCUUUUAAUUAGAGUGUCCCUCCUUGAGGGCAGAGAACAUAUCUUAUUCACCACUGUAGGUGUCUUCUUCUUUGCAUGGUCAAGGAAGGUGGAGAGUGUGAGAUGGGCUAAAGGCUGCUGGUGACUUCACAAAGAGCAUCCCCAGAAAAUCUGUGUUUUCAUCUCAGCCGGUGACCAUGAGGUGACGUCUCUGGUGGUGCCCGCAGGUAUGCUUUCCUUUAACCGCACUGGGGUCAGCCACACCGUCUUCUACUUGCUGGGCAUCCCCGGCCUUGAGGACCAGCACCUGUGGAUUUCCAUCCCCUUCUUCCUUUCCUACGUCACCGCCCUGCUUGGGAACAGCCUGCUCAUCUUCAUCAUCCUCACGAGGCGCAGCCUGCAUGAACCCAUGUUCCUGUUCCUGUGCAUGCUGGCCGGGGCCGACCUGGUCCUGUCCACCUGCACAGUCCCUCAGGCCCUGGCCAUCUUCUGGUUCCGUGCUGGGGAGAUCUCCCUGGAUCGCUGCAUCACUCAGUUCUUUAUGAUCAACUGCACCUUCAUCUUUGAGUCAGGCAUCUUGCUGGUGAUGGCGUUUGACCGCUACGUUGCCAUAUGCGACCCUCUGAGAUACACCACUAUUCUGACACACACGCUGAUUGGGAAGAUCGGUGUUACCAUCUUUCUGAGAAGUUAUUGUACCGUUUUCCCCAUCAUAUUUCUUUUGAAAAGGCUGACGUUCUGCCGAAAUAAUAUCAUUCCACAUACCUGUUGUGAACACAUCGGCUUGGCCAAAUAUGCCUGUAAUGACAUUGGAGUGAACAUCUGGUAUGGAUUUUUUGUCAUAGUGUCAACACUUGUCUUAGACGUCCUGUUAAUUUUUGUGUCCUACAUGCUGAUUCUCCGUGCUGUCUUCCACAUGCCUUCCCAAGAUGCUCGUCACAAAGCUCUCAACACGUGUGGUUCCCAUGUCUGCAUCAUCAUCCUCUUUUAUGGGCCUGCCAUCUUCACCACCCUGACUCAGCGGUUUGGACGCCACAUCCCAGCUCAUAUCCACAUCUUGUUGGCCAAUGUCUGCGUGCUGGCUCCCCCGAUGCUGAAUCCCAUCAUUUAUGGGAUCAAGACCAAGGCAAUUCGAGAGCAGGUGGCUCACCUAUUUUUCCCGAAGCAGAAAUGACUUUGCAGGAGGCACAGGUUUCUGAGCAUCCAGCCCUCUGUGAUGUGGAUGAUAGAUGUUGCGUUCCCACACACGUUGAAAACUGACUACUAGAAAUAGCUCAGGGAGUUUGGUUUCCGGACGAGGUCCAGGGUAAUAAGUCUUAUUGUCUGUCUGUCUUCUUUCCCUGGCUCAUGGUGUUUUAACUCAGAAGCUCAGCCAGAGCCCUUAAGAGUAUGGAGGAGUAUUUUUCCUGUUCUCUGGAUUCCACUUUAGUGACGAGGAAGUUAACCUGAUGUUGUCAGGUGUUGUUUGAGAGUGUUUAGAACUAGAAAGUCAUGAUGUGAUUUUGGAUUUAGAAAGUGAAUGAUCCUGAUGUUGAUUGUUAGGGUUUUGGUACAUGGACUCAGACUGCAAUGAACUGGAUAGUGGCAGUGUCACUAGUGUGUCCAACAUUAAAGGCUAGUUGAUAGUUGAUGAGUUCCCUCUGCCGCACUUCUCAGUGCAGGGACUUUCGAAGAGUGAGUUUUAUUACAGCGUUUAUUCCAACUAGAUGUUAAAAAGAGCACAUGUGCUAUUUCAACUCGUUAGGGUUCCAAAAUCUCGCUUUUAAUUAAUCCUUCAACAAAUGUUUAUUGGAUGACUCUUAAGGCCUGGGUGCUGUGCUAUGCAGUAGGUAACACAGCAAGCUGAAGCACCUGCAGUACCCACCUUUCAGAUGUUUUAGUCUAAAGAGGAAGAUGAGAAUCAGGCUUUCUCACCCAUGUGUGCACUUCCAUGAGUACUUCAGGGCUUCAAAGGAAAUUUUGUUUGGUUCUGGAAGGGAGCAAGGGCUUCCUUGAUGGAAGUGAGUUCCGAUAGCUGAGGAGACCAUUGAGAAUGUGUGUGUGGAUAAGGUGGAGACAGAGAGCUCUGAAGGGAGUGAACUCAGCCUGUGCAGAGGCACUGAGGCUAGAUAACGCUUGGUACCUUCAAAGAACACAAAGAUCCCUAAUGUGCCUUUUUGACAGGUGGGAUUAGAACCCUUUCCAUUUUUUUUUAAACGAGGGGAGCCCUGGCCAUUUGUAAGCAAGGGCCCUUCUCGAUGAUUUGUGUGUUUUGGAGUGGUGUUCCUUUCUCUGUCUGCUCUGAGUCCUAUGGUGAAUGUGGCAGAGCAGUUUCAGAGGCUUGAGAGCCUAUCAGGCAGUGAAGUUUCAGAGUGUAAGACCUUUCCUUUGAGUGAUCUAAUCUGGAAGCAGAUCAAUGUGAACUUGAGCCUGAACUGUCCUGGUGUUGACUCUGUUUUGUGUAACGUCUCUGGCUUUAGUGUUGCAAGCGUGGUUGUCAGUGUAGCUGCUUUGGCAUCCUCUGGAAGCCUGUUGGAAAUGUCCCAAGUCUUGGAUCCCCCUUUGUUUUAAUGAAUCAGAAAUUGCCUGUCAGGAAGAUUCUCAGGUUAUGUGAAUACUGGUGAAUUGAGUGACACUGCUUAAGGCAAAUGAUUCUCGACUUUGGUUGCAUGUUCGGUACUCUUGCUAACCUGAGGAGCUCUUGCUAUCUCGUUCCCACCAUCAGAGACCUAGAUAUAAUGUUCCCUGAAUCAAAGAGAUGCAGAUAUAGUAUUUCCCUGAAUGGAAUGAGUUUUUAACAGCUCUUCCAGCCACUUGUGAUGUACAGUGAUGUACCUAAGAAAGAAAGAUUGGACCUUGUAUUUUCAGAAAUAUCUGCCUUCCAUAAGGUAGGUGUUCUCAGGCUUUGGUGAGCAUGCGAAUCACCUGGAGGGCUUUUGAUGACACAGAUUUGGGCUCCAGCCUCCAAUGUUUGUGACUCAGUCAUUCUGGGGUCCCUAGUUUCAUUUUUCUCAAGUUACUACUCGAUGCUGGUGUGGGGAGUGCCCUUGGAGAAGCGGUGUUUCAGAGUGUAUGAUGAUUUUGGAUAGUUUGCAGUUAACAACCAUCUCCCAUAAGAGAAGCAUGAAAGAUGCAGUCUCGGGCUUCCUAGAUUUUGUUGCUUCCCCACUACCAUGUCAUAUUUUUAUCUUUCCUUUUUUGUUUGGUAUUUUCUUUGUAAUUUCUACAUCCUUAGCAUUCACUUGAAAUUAAGACACACAUGAAAAUUAAAAUAAUUUUAAUAUGUUACAUUUCCAUGUGCAAAUGCUCAGACAUAGCUCUAUCUGAAGUGAUAAAAAGUAGGUAGAGGUUUGCAUCACCUCCUCAAUGUUCCUGAGAGUCAUGAUUUUAAGAGUAUUUGUCAAGGAAAAGCUAUGUCGGAGGCUACAAAUAGGAAAGGAAUGUCUUUGCUGUCCUAACUGCAGUUCUGGAGACACGGUUUCCUAUAGCCUUAAACAAUUGUUCCAGGGAAAUGAAAAAGUCUGGAGCUUAUAAAGACAAGCAGCCAUGAGGUUAAAAGUUGCCUGGGUAGGAGUUCU
Messenger RNA from Sus scrofa (pig), 8667 nucleotides. NCBI's taxonomy places the organism in Eukaryota, Metazoa, Chordata, Mammalia, Artiodactyla, Suidae. The record is from RefSeq and is a predicted model, not a curated record.